This is a messenger RNA of Acaulospora morrowiae, 157 nucleotides long. The record is from the annotation of a GenBank genome assembly. NCBI's taxonomy places the organism in Eukaryota, Fungi, Glomeromycota, Glomeromycetes, Diversisporales, Acaulosporaceae.
AUGGAUUCUGCUGUUGCAAGUUAUGAAACCAUGUUUGAUGUGAAAAUUGUAGAGGAAGUCUUGCAUCGCUCUAAUCCUUUGCCAUCUGAAAAUAAUUCUGAAGACGAAAUAACACUAUUGCUAAUGACUGCAAUGCAAGAAAAAGAGAUGCUUGAAG